GGUAUUUUUUGAGUCCACUGUUUGGUUUAGCUAGUGUUUGCAGGCUGUGUCAAAUUCAAGUGAAUAGGCUGGGGCUUGACACUCAUUUGGCCAUAACAGCUCCGGCCUAAAAAUUCAAAGGAGGGACAUUUUAACUAUACUUUACGUCGACAAAUGUUAAAGUAAUGCAUCCCUGGUUUAGUCAGAACAGGGAGUUCCGCACUUUCACAAAUUGAUGCACUGUGAGGUGAUUGCUCGCUAGCUAACGUUACCCGCAAACUCCCUCCAUCUCGUCCGUGUUUCGGUCACAGCACCUCUGCUCUGUUGCUGUCUUUACAACUUCAAAACAGGUCUUGCGGAUUUUGGGUUUAAGAGCUACAAUGGGGGCGUUUUUGGACAAGCCAAAGAUGGAGAAGCACAAUGCUCAUGGUGAGGGGAACAGUCUGACCUAUGGCCUGAGCAGCAUGCAGGGCUGGAGGGUGGAGAUGGAGGAUGCGCACACGGCAGUCAUUGGCCUGCCUCAUGGGCUCGACCCUUGGUCCUUCUUUGCUGUCUAUGAUGGGCAUGCUGGCUCCCAGGUGGCCAAAUACUGCUGUGAGCACCUGCUGGAGCACAUCACCAGCAACCCAGACUUCCAGAGUGGUCUGGAGCCCAACGUAGAGAGUGUGAAGAUCGGCAUCCGCACAGGUUUCCUGCAGAUUGACGAGCACAUGCGGAACAUCUCAGAGAAGAAGCACGGUGUGGACCGCAGUGGCUCAACUGCGGUGGGGGUCAUGAUUUCCCCAGGCCACAUCUAUUUCAUCAACUGUGGAGACUCCCGGGGUCUUCUGAGCCGUGGAGGAGCUGUGCACUUCUUCACACAGGACCACAAGCCCAGCAACCCACUGGAGAAGGAGAGGAUUCAAAACGCCGGAGGCUCUGUCAUGAUCCAGAGAGUGAACGGCUCUCUGGCUGUGUCCCGGGCCCUGGGAGACUUCGACUACAAGUGUGUGCAUGGCAAGGGCCCCACUGAGCAGCUGGUUUCACCAGAGCCUGAGGUGUAUGCCAUUGAAAGGUCUGAGGUAGAAGAUGAGUUUAUUGUCCUAGCCUGCGAUGGCAUCUGGGAUGUCAUGGCCAAUGAGGAACUGUGUGACUUUGUCAGGUCCAGGCUAGAGGUGACCAAUGACCUUGAGAGAGUCUGCAAUGAAAUUGUUGACACUUGCUUGUACAAGGGGAGUCGGGACAAUAUGAGCGUUGUGCUGAUCUGCCUCCCAGGGGCUCCAAAGGUGACUGCAGAUGCCGUGAAAAGGGAAGCAGAGCUGGAUAAGUACCUGGAGAGCAGAGUAGAAGAGAUCAUAAAGAAGCAGGGAAACGAAGGGGUUCCAGACUUGGUCCACGUGAUGCGGACGUUAGCAUCAGAGAGCAUCCCUAACCUCCCUCCUGGGGGUGAACUGGCCAGCAAGCGAAACGUUGUUGAAGCGGUGUACAACAAACUCAACCCAUACCGAAGUGACGACACACUUUGAGACGCAGUGUCGGGAGCCAUCCACAACAGAUGAUUCUAAGAAGUGGCAAAGUGUGGCUCCGGCAGCUCUACACCCCUGUAUAGCAGUAGUCUCAGUCUGCAAGAGGGACUCCAAUAAGCUCCUUGUUAAAUAUAUGUGUAAUCUUAAUUUACAAGGUUUUGGCUACACCCUUCACAACACACUAGCAUAAUAAACGUAAUGAUACAUUUCCCAAAGGAAAAAACAAUCUCACCUGGGAUUUGAACUUAACACGACCCCCCCCCCCCCCCCCAAAAAAAAAGCUGUCUCACAAUACUGUGAGCUAUAUGUCCAAUUUAACUUUUGUGCAUGUUUUAGUAACUUUGAUUAGAAGAUUGUGCCAUGUGACUUCUGUUCACCUGUUAAAUGUAAUGUCAAAUUGUAGAUUUCCACCUAAAUAGACAUACCCAAAAGUAAUUAUUUAUCAUGAGGGUCAUAAACGAUACCUAGUGAUGCUUAUACUGACAACCAAAUAUUAUUAUCUCACGUUUCUGUCAAAUACAAAAUAUUUGCUUAGGUAUAUUCGUAAAGUAUUCAGACCCCUUGAUUUUUUCCACAUUUUGUUUAGUUAGCCUUAUUCUAAAAUGGAUUAAAUACAUAAUGACAGUGAAAACAUGAUUUUACAUUUUUUAGCUAAUUUAUUUAAACAAAAAUUACAAACACCUUAUUUACAGGAUUAUUCAGACCCUUUGCUAUGAGACUUGAAAUUGAGCUCAGGUGCAUCCUGUUUCCAUUUAUCAUCCUUGAUGUUGCUACUACUUGAUUGGAGUCCACCUGUGGUAAAUUCAAUUGAUUGGACAUGAUUUGGAAAACACACACCUGUCUAUAUAAGAUCCCACAGUUGACAGUGCAUGUCAGAGCAAAAACCAAGCCAUGAGGUCGAAGGAGCGCGAGACAGGAUUGUGUUAAGUCACAGAUCUGGGGAAGGGUACCAAAAAUGUUCUGCAGCAUUGAAGGUCCCCAAGAACAGAGUGGCCUACAUACUUCUUAAAUGGAAGAAGUUUGAAACCACCAAGACUCUUCCUAGAGCUGGUUGUCCGGCCAAACUGAGUAAUCGGGGGAGAAGGGCCUUGAUCAGGGAGGUCACUCUGUCAGAGGUUGUCCUUCUGGAAUGUUCUCCCAUCUCUGCAGCACUCCACCAAUCAGGCCUUUAUGGCAGAGUGGCCAGGCGGAAGCCACUCCCAAAAGGCAUCUAAAGGACUCAGACCAUGAGAAACAAGAUUCCCUGGUCUGAUGAAACCAAGAAUGAACUCUUUGGCCUGAAUGCCAAGCAUCACAUCUGGAGGAAACCUGUCACCAUCCCUAAGGUGAAGCAUGGUGGUGUCAGCAUCAUGCUGUGGGGAGGUUUUUCAGCUGAAGGGACUGGGAGACGAGUCAGGAUCAAGGGAAAGAUGAACGGAACAAAGUACAGAGAUCCUUGAUUAAAACCUGCUCCAGACGCUCAGGACUUCAGACUGGGUUGAAGGUUCACCUUCCCCGAGGACACUGACCCUAAGCACACAGCCAAGACUACGUUGGAGUGGCCUCGGGACAAGUCUCUGAAUGUCCUUGAGUGGACCAGCCAGAGCCCGGACUUGAACCCGAUCAAACAUCUCUGGAAAGACCUGAAAAUAGCUGUGCAGCGACGCUCCCCAUCCAACCCGACAGAGCUGAGAGGAUCUGCAGAGAAGAAUGGGAGAAACUCCCAAAAUACAGGUGUGACAAGCAUAUAGCAUCAUACCCAAGAGAACUCAAGGCUGUAAUUGCUGUCAAAGGUGCUUCAACAAAGUAUUGAGGAAAGGGUCUGAAUAUUUAUGUAAAUGUAAUAUUUUGUUUAUAAAUUAACAAACAUUUCUAAACCAGUUUUUGCUUUGUAACUAUGAGGUGUGUGUGUGUGUGUGUGUGUGGGGGGGUCAUUUAAUCCAUUUUAGAAUAAGGCUGUAAAGUAAAAUAUGUUUGAAAAGUCAAGGGAUCUGAUUACUUUCCAAAUGUACUGUAAGCUCAAGUGUAAUGAACAUAUGAAAAAAAUCUUUUUUUCCCCCAUCUCCUAUUCAACAAAAGUGGGGGAAUAGGGCUUGUUAUGUAUAUUACAUAUCAAAUUAUUAUUUCACUUUUUAACUAUAAAAUAAAUAUUAUCGUACUCGGUGACAAUACAAAAUUGGUACCAUUUCAAAUUAUUGACAGCAUUUUCUGCCUAGUGUCUUCUGAGCGACGUGCAGAAGCCAUUCAAAUGUCUGAUGACUUGUACAACUUGAGCUGUAAACACGGGUGAUUUAAUCUUGUUUCAAUUCUACGGAAUAAUUUUUGCAUCCAACCAUCUGACAGCACAGCGAGAUUAGACUGCGUUUGCUGCAAUCGCUAGUCUCCCAUUUCAUAUGCGUUAUUUUUAAGCGGAGCUGCAAAUUUCAGACGGGAGUUCGAUCCUUUGUCUGGAUAAGCCAGAAAAUGUGAUGUCACCCCUUGUGUAAAUUAGGUAUCAUAUUUUAUAUACAGCAUCUCAGAUGAGAGUGUAGAACGGCAUGUGAAGCAGGACAACCAGAGCUGUUACGUAGUGCACAGCAAUCAAUGUUGCACCAUUGACCGAGCGCUCUCUAAACAAAAAUGUUAGUCGGAACCGGUCUAGAAUCGCUCAGUCCCCUAAAUGGGGGACUUAACUUUUAGGACGCUCUCAAGAAAAAGUGACGUCAAUGUUUGUAAUUGGUUGAUACAGAAUUUGUUACAGGAAAUAAUCACGUCCGGCUGGUUGUGUUAACCUGGCAUACUUAACCCUAUGCAAUCUGAUGGGGGAAAAGAACACUACUUGUUAGCUAUCACGUGCAACCUCGUCAACAAUUGUAAUUGGCUGAUGCGGAUUUUGAGACGGAGAAACAUUUUUCAUUUAAACUGUUUCUAAUGUUUCGAGUAUGGCCCUCCCAGUGUUUGAAGGCCAAAUAUGCUUUCUGAUCUAUGCGGGCAGCAUUGUAGUAGCAGUGACAGCUGGCAGAGCAAUCUUAGACCAUUAUUUAGGCUGCAAUUAUUUGAUAUCAAUCUUGUGUACUUGCUCCCUAAAGUUCCAUCAAUGGGGAUAAUAUUCAAGAUUCUUCAAAUGGGAGCAUCUUACAAAUAGUUUAACAAGCAAUAUAUUCAUUGAAGCAAUCAUUCAUAACAACCAUUCAUAUACAAACAUUCUCAUGGUUAUGUGAAUAAAAUGUUGUGCUUCUUUAUUCUGACAUGGCUUUCUAGGCAGGAAACAGGAAUUUUUAUCACAGAAAAUAUAAGGGUGCUAUUCAAACAAACCAGUAAUAAAAUGCUGUUCCUAAACUGUUUCUGGAUUAGGAAUAGCAUCAUUUGGGUUUGUUUGAUCAGCCUAAAAUGACCUUGUAACAGUGUCACUAUCAAAUGGCAUAUGACAAAUAAAAUCCCCUUAUUUUACAGUCCAGAACUGGAAAAAAUGUAAUUGGUUAAAGUGAAGACUUCAAGAUAUUGCUGUUAAUACCAGGGAUCUCAAUCUCAAUUGCCGGAAAGCUCUGCUCACUUAUCCGUACUCUUUCUUGAACAAUGUCUUGGACUUUUUACAUUUAUUCCUGUCCAAGUUCGUAACUAGUGUAGGACUAAAUUAACCUCUUGGGUGGAAAGAUCAGCCCUCUUGCACGUCUCCAGGAGUUGAAAUCGAGACCCUUUGGAUGUAGACCCAGAGUCUGAAGGGUUUUUCCUUCCUUCCCUCCUUCAAGGACUCAGCGUCCACAGACGACAUGUGGUAACACAACCCCCACCACAAACAGCACAGAGUUUACAACCCGCAACCCUCUCAAGACCCACAGCAGCUCCGUUCAGCAGUCUGUCUCCCCACCACUUUGAGCGUUACAUUUUUAAGAAGGGAAUAUGAUGGGAGGACGAGGAGAUGCAAACACACCUCUACACCCUGGAUAGUGCAGCACCAGUCCGCUCUGAAGUUCAGGAUUCCCUCCAUUUUGUCUCACCUUUUACCCCCCCCCCCCAACCUUACUCAUAACUAGCGAGUCCAUUAGGUUCUUUUAAAAAAUCAGCUGAAACAAUUUAUUUUUUUGCUGUAAUUAGUUUGAUUCACAUUUCCUUGUGUUUUGUAUAUUUCUGUUUUUGUGAAGUGCAAUUGUCGUGUACAAACAGCCUGUAUUUAAUGCAGCUUGAGUUCAAGUAAAACAAUGAAAGAAGUGAGAAAGAGAACCUUUUAUGCACUAUCUGCCUUUUUCCUGCUCUUCUGGAGUUCCAACAAAUGUCUAUUCAGUGAAUAUUACUGUUUGUCCUCCAGGUGAUAUUAUCCUCCUGCUCUUGUUCUUUUUUAGUUUAAGUCGUUGCUCAUUAAAGAAACGGGUAAAUUGUAUAGGUUCACAGCACAGUAAGCUCUCUAAAUCUAACCAUAUAAAUCCUAAUAUUUACAUGUUCAAUUUUAAUUAUUUUUCAUAUACCUUUUUCUUUAUACGCUGUAGUAACUAUGGUAAAGUGUUACACAGUCCUUCAUUGUGUUCCUGUCUUUUGGAGAGAAAGGAUCUUGUUGCUCUCCUGUAAACACAACAAAGCAGCUCCAAGAUGCAAGUGAAGAUUAUCCCACCUGACACCUUUUAACACUUGCUGUGUUGGAUUCCGUGUAUGUGUGUGUGUGUGUGUGUGUGUGUGUAUAUACUGGCAAGCGUGCCUGGGUGCUUGUGUGUAUGUGUAGAGGUAGGUCUCUAUCUGCAGCACUGUAGCUACUAGCUAAUGUUUGCUAUGGUGGUGCUGAUGUCAGAACCACAUGGGCUGGAGAUUUAGGCACCAUUACUCCUACAUACCUCUUCUGCACCUCAUCAGUCCUUCAUAUCAGCACAAUACAAUCUCUCACUACCCCUCACUCAGAUAAUCCUUCCACUGUCAAAUAAAGUGUUAAGUUGACAAAUUGCUAUUUGAACUUCAAAAUGACAUCUACCACAACCACUUUGUAAUUGUCAGUGAACUCUGUGACACAGUUAACCUGUCUAAUGACACAGUGAUUUAAAAAAAUGUAUAUAUUUUUUAUUUUGAACCUUGACUAGUUGACAUGUUUUCAUGUGUCAUGAGUGUUAGAAUAUUUACUUUGAAUAAACCACAUGAGGUUGGUGGCACCUUAAUUGGGGAGGAUGGGCUCGUGGUACUGGCUGGAGUGGAAAAGUAUCAAACGUGUUUGAUGCCAUUCCAUUUGUUCCAGGCAUGAGCCGUCCCAUCUGCAGCCUCCACUGGAAUAAGCAUAAUAUGUGACAGAUGCCCACCAUGACAGGUGCCACGUGGUCUAUGAUAGCAUAGGUCAGCUUUAUGACAGCCCAUGCCAAGUGACGUUUUCUAAGUUUCAGAGAGGAGUUCAAAUCACAACAUUUAUCUGAUUUUUACAAGUGUUUAAGUGCUGAUUGUUAGAAACCCUAGUUACCACCACCAGUCUAAGUGAACAUUCAAUCAUCUGUUUCCAAUUUCCAAGUGGUGUUUUUUUCUAAAGAAGCAAUCCAGUUGUUACAUGCAUUUUUGGACUUGUAAAUUAAUGGUAUGUUCACAUUUGUUUCUUGAAGAAUAUAACUUAUAAAUGCCUAGAGCUUAGUUAGGUCAACUGCUGAUAUACGCUUGUUUUACUCAAAUUCUUGUAAACCAAGUAAAUGUGAACAAACACUAGCCUAAAAAUAUGGAUAAAACUAUCAUUUUGAUAUCAUGGAUGGUCAGUCUUUGCAUGCAUAGCUCAAUGAAUUUGAUUGGUUACAUUUCUCCAGCUUCAACCCGUAGCUUUUUACAGAAACAGGGGUGUUAUAGUUUCAACUGCUGAUUGCUGCUUUAAAUGUUGCUAUAUUCAACUAUACAACCAAGAACAAAUCUACUAAAUGCAUUGAGCUCUCCUAGAGCUCCUUGUAUUUACUGUGUGGUUUGGGGUGCUCUUACUGUAGAGACCUCAGCCACUGCACCAGGAGCUAGGGCACGGUAUGCUGCUAAAGUGUAUGAUUGAUUUGCAGUUAAUUUUUCCCUUUUAAGAAAAAAGUGUAUAGUAUGUAUUUCGUGGUGAGAUGGUUUUAUUUAAAUGUGUUUUCUUCCAUUGUUUAAAAUUCAUUGUUGUAUGUAUAUACAGUCAGUGGCCAGUUUAUUAGGUACAUCCAUCUAGAACCGGGUCGGAUCCCGCUUUGCCUCCAGAACAGCCUGAAUUAUUCGGGGCAUUCUACAUGGUGUCGGAAACAUUCCACAGGGAUGUUGGUUCAUGCUGACGCGAUGGCAUCGUGCAGUUGCUGCAGAUUGGACGGUGGUACAUUCAUUCUGCGAACAGCCCGUUCCAUUUUAUCCCAAACAUACUCUAUUGAGUUGAGGUCUGGGGACUACGCAGGCCACUCAAGUAAGCUGAACUCACUGUCAUGUUCCAGGCAAUGUUUUUUCACUCCUCAAUUGUCCAGUGUUGGUGAUCGCAUGCCCAUUGGAGACGCUUCUUGUUUUUAGCUGAUGGGGUGGAACCCGGUGUUGUCAUUUGCUACAAUAGCCCAUCUGUGACAUGGAUCGACGAGCUGUGAGUUCCCGGAUGGUUAUUGGUCUGUUUGUGGCCCGCCUGGUAGCUUGCACGAUUCUUGCCAUUCUCAUUUGACCUCGCUCAUCAACGAGCUGUUUUCACCCACAGGACUGCCACUGAUUGGAUGUUUUUUUGUUUGUCGCAUCAUUCUCUGUAAACCCAAGACACUGUCAUGCGUGAAAAGCCCAGGAGGGCGGUCGUUUCUGAGAUACUGGAUCCGGCGCGCCUGGCACUGACCAUCAUACCACGCUCAAAAGUCGCUUUGGACACUCGUUUUGCCCAUUCUUACGUUCAAUCAAACCGUAAUUGAAGGCUUCGAUGCCUGUCUGCCUGCUUUAUAUAGCAAGCCAUGGCCACGUGACUCACUGUAGGAGCGAUCCAUUUUUGUAAACGGAGGGGUGUACCUAAAACUGUCCACAGUUUAUUAGGUUAGAUAAGUGGUGAGCAAGAUGCUCUUGUUUUGUUUGUGGAUGUUUAAUCAAUUAGAAUGGAGCACUGUAGGUUAAGGUGCCCUUCUAAUUCCCGUGGGCUCUGCUCAGGGUUGGGAUACUAUCCUGUUUGUCUGACACACAGGGCAACAUACUGAAUUUGAAAUUCUCUCUCUCUUUAACCAACUGACAAUCUAAUGAUGUAGGCUAACUUCAGGCAACAAACUACCAAGUUGUCUCCUGAAUUUGACCCCUAUAUAUUGUUCAACAUUUUGGGGUCACUUCGAAAUGUCCUUGUUUUUGAAAGAAAAGCUUCUUUUUUUUGUUGUCCAUUUUUAAAAUAACAUCAAAUUGAUCAGAAAUACAGUGUGGACACUUAAUGUUGUAAAUCACUAUUGUAGCUGGAGACGGCUGAUUUUUAAUUGAAUAUCUACAUAGGCGUACAGAGGUCCAUUAUCAGCAACCAUCGCUCCUGUGUUCCAAUGGCACGUUGUGUUAGCUAAUCCAAGUUUAUCAUUUUAAAAAGCUAAUUGAUCAUUAGAACCCUUUUGCAAUUAUGUUAGCACAGCUGAAAACUGUUCUCCUGAUUUUAAGAAGCAAUAAAUAUGGCCUCCUUUAGGCUAGUUGAGUAUCUGGAGCAUCAGCAUUUGUGGUUUCGAUUACAGGCACAAAAUGGCCAGAAACAAAGCACCUUCUUUCGAAACUCGUCAGUCUAUUAUUGUUCUGAGAAGUGAUGGCUAUUCCAUGCAAGAAGAUCUCGUACAAUGCUGUGUACUACUCCCUUCACUGGCUCUAACCAGAAUAGAAAGAGGAGUGGGAGGCCCGGUGCACAACUGAGCAAGAGGACAAGUACAUUAGUGUCUAGUUUGAGAAACAGACGCCUCAUAAUUCCUCAACAGGCAGCUUCAAUAAAUAGUACCCACAAAACACCAGUCUCAACAUCAACAGUGAAGAGGCGACUCCGGGAUGCUGUUCUUCUUGGCCGAGUUGCAAAGAAAAAGCCAUAUCUCAGACUGGCCAAUAAGAAAAAAAGAUUAAUAUGGGCAAAAGAAUACAGACACUGGACAGAGGAACUCUGCCAAGAAGGCCAGCAUCCUGAAGUCGCCUCUUCACUGUUGACGUUGAGACUCAGUUGUGCACCGGGGCCUCCCACUCAUGAUGAUGCUGAUGCUCCAGAUACUCAACUAGUCUAGAGAAGGCCAGUUGUAUUGCGUCGUUAAUCAGAAUAACAGUUUUCAGCUGUGCUAACAUAAUUACAAAAGGGUUUUCUAAUGAUAAAUUAGCCUUUAAAAAUGAUAAACUUGGAUUAGCUAACACAACAUGCCAUUGGAACACAGGAGCGAUGGUUGUUGAUAAUGGGCCUCUAAGGCAAUGUAGAUAUUCCAUUAAACAUCUGCCGUUUCCAGCUACAAUAGUCAUUUACAACAUUAACAAUGUCUACGUAUUUCUGAUCAAUUUGAUGUUAUUUUAAUUACAAAAAAAAAUUAAAAUCUUUCAAAAACAAGGACAUUUCGAAGUGACCCCAAACAUUUGAACGGUAGUGUGUAUGUGUGUAUAUAAAAUAUAUUAUAUUACACACACACACACACACACACACAGUUUAGAGAUGGUUUGAUAUGCCACCCUUUUGUUACUGUGUUUUAUGCGUACCUGCAGUUGUUUAGAAAGUAAACCAUUUAAAGUAUGUCUCAGAUUAACGCUUAAAUAUGUUUGUCCAUGAAUGAGGGACUUGGACCCAGGUUCUUUUUUGUUGUGAACUUGAUAUACGAACAGUUGAUGUACCCUUAAACUGCUGAAAUGUCAAUCACACAAACACUUAUUGUUCAAUUGUAUACUUCAGUCAAACAAUGCUUCAUAAUUAUUACACAGCAUUUGCGAUCUUAGAAAAAACAUUAAGUGACUGAAUGAAUCCGGUACCCAAGUCACUUUUUUUUUAAAUGAGAAAGAAAUGUGGUUAGAUUGGUAAUCGUAAAAAAAAAAAAAAGGGAACCAAAUUUUAGCACAGAGCCGUCCGCUGUAACUUUGGAUCUUCCCCUGAGGAUUGCAAACGUUCAUUGUCCUUAUACUCAAGUAUUUUCUCCAGAAAUACUGCAGUAUGUAUAUAAUUUUCAAGUACCUAAAUGAAGUCAAAGGAAAAUCUGUCUUAACCUGUUUUAAACUUGCAGGUUACUUGUUUACUGUCAAUGUUUUUAUAAGGCUAGACUGGAAAUAAAUAUAUUUUAUUUCAGAAAUGCAUUACUUUUAUCUUUAGGUUAGCUGCAUAUUUUUCAGUCAUCUGUACAGCUUGACACUGAUUUUGUGCUGCGGCGCUUUUGUUUUUAAAGAGUUUUGGAUAGUAUGUUAGUGUUCUGUUGUCGACACACCAGUUUGAAUGCGGAUUACUUGCAUAUAUACUGUAAGACUUGCAUAGUGACUAAGGUGUUAGAGAUGGGGCCUUACAUGAACAUGUCAUGUAAUUAUGUGAGCCUCAUAAGGAACGUAUGUACAGUGCCUUCAAAGUAUCCAUACACUUUGACUUAUUCCACAUUGUUGUUACAGCCUGAAUAUAAAAUGUAAAAAAUAUUUUAAAAAUCCCUCACCCAUCUACUACUCACCACCCUAUAAUGACAAAUUUAAUUUAUUUUUUUAAUAAUUUAUUGAAAAUGAAAUCCAGAUAUAAUUUACCUAAGUAUUCACACCCAAUGGUCAAUACUUUUUAGAAGCACCUUUGGUGGCGAUUGCAGCUUUGAGUGGUCUUGGGUAUGUCUAUAUCAGCUUUACACAUCUGGAUUUUGUGAUUUAUUUUUCCCCCAACCCCCCCAUUCUUCCUUGCAUAUUUUCUCAAGCUCUUAAGUUGGAUAGGGAGUGGUGGUGAACAGAUAUCUUCAAGUCUUUCCACAGAUUCAAGUCUGGGCUUUGGCUGGGACACUCAAGGACUUGCACAUUCUUGUUCUGAAGCCAUUCCAGCGUUGCUUUGGCUUUUUGCUUGAGGUCAUUGUCCUGUUGGAAGGUAAAUAUUUGCCUCAGUCUAAGGUCAUUUGCACUCUGAAGCAGGUUCUCAUCAAGGAUUUGCCUGUAUUUGGCUCUAUUCAUUGUUCCCUCUAUCCUUACCAGUCUCCCAGUCCCUGCCGCUGAUGGUAGGGAUGGUGUUAGAUGAGCUGUGCCUGGUUUUCUUCAGACAUAGCGCUUUGCAUUCAGGCCAAAUAAUUAAAUUUUUUGUCUCAUCAGACCACAAUCUUUUGCCUUAUGCUUUCAGUCUUUCAUGUGCCUUUUUGCAAGCUCCAGGUGUGCUGUCAUAUGCCUUUUUCUCAAGAGUGGCUUCCAUCUGGCCACUCUCCCAUAAAGCCCAGAUUGGUGAAGUGCUGUAGAGACCGUUGUCCUUCUGGCAGGUUCUCCCAUCUCACCCAAGGAGUUCUGUAUUUCUGUCAGUGGUUAUUGGGUUCUUAGUCACCUCCCUGAUUUUAAUGUCCUUCUUGCUCAGUUUGGUCAGACGGCCAGCUCCAGGCAGAGUCUGGGUAGUUCCAAUUUUUUAUUUAUUUUUUAAGUUCGAGACCACUGUGCUCUUGGAACUUUCAGGAAAUGUUAUACCCUCCCCCAGGGUAUUCCUUACCACAAUUCUGUCUCAGCGAUCUACAGACAGUUCCUUAGACUUCAUAGUUUCAUAGUUUCUGCUCUGAUAUGCACUGUCAACUGUGGGACCUUUUAUAUAGAUAGGUGUAUGUCUUUCAAAAUAAUGUCCAAACAAUUGAAUUGGCCACAGGUCACUACAACUUUGAGUCCACAUCUCAAGGACGAUCAAAGGAAAUUGGAUGCUCCGGAGCUCAAUUUGGAGUGUCUUAGCAAAAGGGUGUGAAUACUUAUGUAAAUUAGAUUUCUGUAUUUCGUUUUCAAUAAAUGUGCUAAAAUCUCAAAGUGUGUGGCUGGCUGGCUGGCAGGCAGGCAGGCAGGCAAAGAAAAAACAUGUAUUCAAUCCAUUUUGAAUUCAGGCUGUAACACAACAAAAUGUGGACUACGUCAAGGGGUAUGAAUACUUUUCUGAAGGUACUUUUUGCAAAAUUCAGAGGCCAUAUCCUGAUCUUAGAUCCAUUCACCAUGCUUGAACCUUUGUAAAUCUUUGCCUCCCAUUGAAAUAGGAUAUGGCUCUAAAAGAAUGCUCAAUUAGGGUGUUUUUUUUUCUUCAAUAUUUGACUUUUGAUCAAAAAUUGACCCAUCUGGUACCAUACAAGACUGACCUAAUUGUUCAAAAGCGUAGCACUUACUAAGCAUCCAAUGUAUUAUUUUUCUUAUUUACCAUAACUACAGUACCUCAUAAAUUCAUAGAAAACCUAUUUGUAUUGGUUGUUGUUUUAGACCCCACCCCCUCUGUAGUUUUGCUUUGAAAACAGCCAUCAUACACUUGGCAGUUCUGACUGUCAGAAUCUGUGGAAUGUCAGACUGAGUUGUCAUCGAGAUGGGCAGACCCAUUGUAAAUGUAUUUGACUGAAAUGUGCAAAUUUGAAAUGUUUAUCUAUAAUGUAUCCACUGCAAAUGCUAGUUUUAUUUUAUUAACUAGUAAAAUCAUUGACCUUAUACGAAAAAUAAUGGCCUCAAACCCUUGCUUUGUGUAAUUUCACCAACUUGUUUAGCUUUUGUGAUAUUCAACUAGUUCAGAGAUCUAGAAUUGUAACAAUGUUCAGGGUUCUAGAAAUGUAAGAUGUGUGAGAGGUAUUUGGUGUAAUUAAUGACAAUUGUUAAAUAUGCACUGAUAGUCUUAUCAGCUUUUUCACAAAUUAUUGUUCUAGAAAAAACGAUAAAGCUCUCUACAGGUUGUCCCUUUGCUCCGCUGGAACUAGUUCUGUUAGGUUCAGAGGUAUAUCUGGCUGGAGUAAAAUAGAUUUGAAUGCUCGCUCCCAUAUUGUCCAUAUUGAUGUACCUCAGUUGUGACGUUACUGUGUGACCCUUAGUGGUGGGUUGUGUCCCCCUAAACAGGGGACCUGAACCCCAUGUUGCUGACCUUUUCAGCUCACUAAUAAGCUCACCGAUUUGCCUUACCCAAUCUAACCCUAUCACUUAAGUACUUGUUUAUUGGAACACUUCAAGGAGAGAUGUAGACAUGACUUUCUUGUAACUGAGAAAUAAAUCAAAUCAAGUGUUUCCAUGUUAGGGCGCUUCUCUUCAAAGUGGCAUACUAUGUUGGUAGUUACAUGGUACACAUUUUCAACCGUUUCUGGUUUGUAUACAUUUAUUUUUCUUCACGUUACCUUGUUGAAUCUUGAAAGCUUAUUUAAUUGCUCACUCCUGCAGAUGAUGUAAUACUUUAAGCAAAUGCAAGUGUAUACCAAUUGGGUAACCUUGUAAGCAUUAGAAAUGUGCAUACAUACAUUCAUGUCUGCUAUAUUUAUGAAUACAUUCAAGAAUGGCUUUAGACUGCUGUAGUAUUGUCUAUGUUAAUUCAACUGCUUCUCAGAGGCCUCUGUGAUUGACUUUGCAAAGUUCAAUAACUGUAUAUUUUGUAUUAUGUCCCAUCUCCAAAGGAAAGACCGAAAAUAAAAUGUUAAAAAGCUUUGUUCCCUGAACUAAAUUGUGCUACUUGUGUUGAGUCGAUUGAACAAAUUGCAUUCCUUGCUUGUGAAUUUUUUUCUCUUCUUUCCCUGAAUUUCCUCGCCGCCUUUCCGUCCUUAUUUCUUUCAUUUUUUUUUGCCUUUUGAAGUUUGAAAUAAAAUGUAUAGUUUGCAGAAUGUAUCACUAAAUAAAUGGGUUGUUACCUUGCA
Molecule: messenger RNA, 14137 nt
Organism: Oncorhynchus kisutch (coho salmon)
Lineage: Eukaryota; Metazoa; Chordata; Actinopteri; Salmoniformes; Salmonidae
Product: protein phosphatase 1A
Exons: 6
Coding region: 360-1484 (374 amino acids)
Biological process (GO): protein dephosphorylation
Molecular function (GO): manganese ion binding; protein serine/threonine phosphatase activity; magnesium ion binding
Source: RefSeq, a predicted model, not a curated record